AUGUCAUAAAACAACCAGCCAGAAAAUAUAUAAAUACAGAGCAAAAGAUGCUUCGUUCCUUUUUGUGUCGUGGGGCCCUUCAUGGAUUAUAACCUGUCCUAUUCAAUACUACCCAGUAAGAAACAAUAAAGGAUCAAAAGGAACCUUAGGUUUUAGACAAUCAGCUGGAAACAUGGUAGGACUUAAACCCUCAGAUGUUCCUCCUCCUCUGGGGGUGAAGAUGGCGAGUGCUGGAGCCGCAGCCUGUAUAGCUGACAUUGUCACAUUUCCUCUGGACACAGCCAAAGUCAGAUUACAGAUUCAGGGAGAGAAGAAAUCAGUAGAAGGCAUCCGUUACAGAGGGGUGUUUGGGACAAUCAGCACCAUGAUCAGAACAGAGGGACCCAGGUCUUUGUACAAUGGACUGGUAGCUGGUCUGCAGAGACAACUGUGCUUCGCCUCCAUCAGAAUCGGCCUCUACGACAACGUCAAAAAUUUCUACACUGGUGGAAAAGACAACCCAGGUGUACUGGUGCGCAUCCUGGCUGGCUGCACCACAGGUGCUAUGGCAGUAUCCUUUGCACAACCCACUGAUGUGGUCAAGGUUCGAUUCCAAGCCCAGAUGAACCUGGAUGGCAUGGCUCGACGCUACAGUGGCACCAUGCAGGCCUACAGACAUAUCUUCCAGAAUGAGGGCUUACGUGGACUCUGGAAAGGCACACUACCCAACAUCACAAGAAACGCACUGGUCAACUGCACAGAGCUUGUUACAUACGACCUGAUCAAGGAGGCCAUCCUUAGACAUAACCUGAUGUCAGACAACCUGCCAUGCCACUUUGUAUCUGCGUUUGGUGCCGGCUUUGUUACCACAGUGAUUGCCUCACCAGUGGAUGUGGUGAAGACCAGGUACAUGAACUCACCGCCAGGGCAGUACAAGAGCGCUAUGAACUGUGCCUGGACCAUGUUGACUAAAGAGGGGCCAACGGCUUUCUACAAAGGAUUUGUACCCUCAUUUCUGAGGUUGGGAUCAUGGAAUAUUGUAAUGUUUGUCUCAUUCGAGCAAAUCAAGAGGGCCAUGAUGGUCACCAAGAAGAGCAUCGAGGUUCCAAAUUGAGAUUAGCGUUUCAAAGUUUGACUGAAAAACCUGAACCACCACUGGAUGAAGAAGCCUAAUGAAUAUCAAUUCUUAUUUAAACUUUAUUCAACAAUCUUCUUGUCCUGUGGCAACAAAGAAGACAGUCCUUUUCUGAAAAAAAAAGAGUACUGGACAAUCCACCUUGUAUGUGACUUUGAACUUGUGUUUAAGAAGACAUGCAGUGCUAAUUUUAUAUUUAUAAUUUGUCAUAAUGAGUCCAUUCCAAAUAUUGUGGGAGUGCAUGAUAUGAAAACAAGCUUGUAAUAACCUCCUUUGGGAAGUUGAGUUAGCACUUUAAGACCUGUAAAUCUGCCAGUUAUACAUUUCAGGCAGCUUAAACCAGUGCACAUUUAUAUUGAAAAUAAGACUGGUGCCAAAAAUAAAAAACAAAAUAUGUUUAUGUAAA
Molecule: messenger RNA, 1520 nt
Organism: Toxotes jaculatrix (banded archerfish)
Lineage: Eukaryota; Metazoa; Chordata; Actinopteri; Toxotidae
Gene: ucp1
Product: uncoupling protein 1
Exons: 7
Coding region: 173-1093 (306 amino acids)
Biological process (GO): mitochondrial transport; mitochondrial transmembrane transport; response to cold
Cellular component (GO): mitochondrial membrane
Molecular function (GO): oxidative phosphorylation uncoupler activity
Source: RefSeq, a predicted model, not a curated record